Notolabrus celidotus (New Zealand spotty) is the source of this 4506-nucleotide messenger RNA. RefSeq names its product ATPase copper transporting beta (gene atp7b). Gene Ontology annotation, biological process: monoatomic cation transport; copper ion homeostasis. Gene Ontology annotation, cellular component: membrane. Bases 301 to 4302 code for a protein of 1333 amino acids. The transcript has 21 exons. Gene Ontology annotation, molecular function: copper ion binding; P-type divalent copper transporter activity; ATP binding. Lineage: Eukaryota; Metazoa; Chordata; Actinopteri; Labriformes; Labridae. The record is from RefSeq and is a predicted model, not a curated record.
UAUAACGCUGUAUCAGAGUGUGCAGUUGACCCUCUUUUUUGCACUUUCUCCUCCAACAUUCAGAAGUCAUGUGACUGAGGCUUUGUCCACCCUUUCCCCCUUGACCCCCCUCAGAUGAAAACCCUCCAUCUCCUCCUCUGACCACCGCAGAAACAUGACGGCGCACCGGAGUGCGCACUGGCGCAGCGCUGCGCUCCUGUUAUCUCCACGGACCAAAGGGAACCCUUCCUCUCUGCGGACUUUUGCCCUCUGACUUUGAAAGGUGCAGAUAAGACAGACAACGUGAGAUCAGCUGGAACCAUGUUUUCUCCUAAGUCUCCAAAAAGUCUCUCCAAGUAUGUCUCCAGGCCGGCGCAGGGCUCCGGGGAGCAGAUCUGUAUGGUGGAAUCAAAGUCGGACUUCACCUGCAACAUCAACUCCAACAGCCCGAGACACAAGAACAAUGGCGUUGACAUCGAGAAUGAAGGCCUGGACAACUUGGCCUACGAAUAUGAGAGCCCAAGUGAACUCUACCCUCCAACCAAAACUUCCUCCAGAGCGACUUUUAAACUUCUGGGACUCUCUGCUGAGCUCCAGAACCAAGCAGUGGAGAGCAGGAUCUCCAGCCUGAACGGAGUACUCACUGCACGCUUGUCUGUACCCGACAGUUUGGCCAAAGUGGACUACGAUACCUCAGUUAUCACGACCAAAGAGAUUGCAUUGGAGAUCCAGACCCUGGGAUUUAAUGUAGAGUCGGUGGUUCAGAUCAGGGUGGACGGUAUGCACUGUAAGUCCUGUGUGCAGGCCAUAGAGGGGCGCAUUGGGGUUCUACCUGGAGUCACACACAUUCAGGUUUCUCUUCCAGACAGCUUGGCGCUUAUUGUGUAUCAACCUCCUCUGGUAACACAACAGGAGCUAAGAGACAGCAUCGAGGAGAUGGGUUUUGACUCUGUUUUAUUAGCUGAUGAUCCACCAGGACGAGGUGUCUGCUUCUGGCAGAGCGGUUCAUUAACAACGACAGUCUGGAUUGUAGGGAUGACCUGCAACUCCUGCGUGCAGUCUAUAGAGGGGCGGAUCUCUCAGAUGACUGGAGUUCAGUCCAUAGUGGUUUCACUAAAGGAGGAAAAGGGAACAGUGACCUUUGACCCCAGUCUGACGGAGCCUGAGAAGAUCAGGGCGGCUAUCGAGGACAUGGGAUUUGACGCAUCACUUGAAGAAUCUGCAAAGAGCAUCCAGAGGACUGACAAACCCGUACCUGUUAGUUCUGGACCGUUUGACCUCCAUGACCUACAAUCAGUCAAUAAAGAAGGAAUCAGCAACGGCGCUGCAUCCCAGUCGGCCUCUGGGAGCGAGACUAAAGUACAAAAGUGCUUCAUCUGUGUCACGGGGAUGACCUGUGCCUCCUGUGUGGCCAACAUCGAGAAGAACCUGCUCAAACACAAGGGAAUCAUCUCAGUGUUGGUGUCACUUAUGGCUGGGAAAGCAGAAGUGAAGUAUGAUGCAGGAGUCAUAAACACUGCAGCUGUCACUCAGCUGGUAGAGGAUCUGGGCUAUGGAGCCAAGCUGUUAGAAGAAGACGAAGCAUCGCAGGGGAAACUGGACCUCACUAUAACUGGCAUGACAUGUGCAUCCUGUGUGCACAACAUCGAGUCCAGGCUCACCUCAACCAAAGGAAUCCUCGGGGCCUCCGUCGCCCUCGCAACAAAGAAAGCACAAGUUCGAUUUGACCCUGAAGUGCUCGGAGCUCGAGAUAUAGUCAAGAUCAUUCAGAGCCUUGGUUUCGAGGCCAGUCUGGUGAAAGCAGGCUUCAAAAACAACCUGGAUCACACGGAAGAAAUUAGCCAGUGGAAACACUCGUUCCUGCUCAGCCUGAUUUUCGGGCUGCCCGUCAUGGGUUUGAUGAUCUACAUGAUGGUGAUGGACAGCCAGCAUCAGGAACACGGAGGCUCCAUGCCAGAGGAGCAGAACCUGCUGCCCGGACUCUCCCUCCUCAACCUGGCCUUCUUCCUGCUCUGUACACCUGUGCAGAUCUUCGGAGGCAGAUACUUCUACAUCCAGGCGUAUCGCUCGUUAAAGCACCGCACAGCCAACAUGGACGUGCUCAUCGUUUUAGCCACCUCCAUCGCCUACAUCUACUCCUGCGUGGUCCUCAUCGUGGCGAUGGCUGAGCGAGCAAGUCAGAGCCCUGUCACCUUUUUCGACACUCCACCCAUGCUGUUUGUGUUCAUCGCUCUGGGGCGAUGGCUGGAGCAUGUUGCCAAGAGUAAAACCUCAGAGGCUCUGGCCAAACUAAUGUCCCUUCAGGCCACUGAUGCCACCGUGGUCACUCUGGGUCCAGACCACUCCAUCAUCCGUGAGGAGCAGGUGGUGGUGGAUCUGGUCCAGAGGGGCGACAUCGUGAAAGUCGCCCCAGGAGGAAAGUUUCCUGUUGAUGGGAAAGUGAUUGAGGGGAGCUCCAUGGCGGACGAGUCUCUGAUCACAGGUGAGCCGAUGCCCGUCAGUAAGAAGAUUGGCAGUUUGGUGAUUGCCGGCUCAAUAAACGCUCAUGGAGCUCUGCUGGUGGAGGCAACGCACGUCGGAGCGGACACGACUCUGUCUCAGAUCGUCAAACUGGUGGAGGAGGCCCAAACUUCAAAGGCUCCCAUCCAGCAGUUUGCAGACAGGAUCAGUGGAUACUUUGUCCCCUUCAUUGUGCUUGUUUCUCUGCUCACGCUGCUGGCCUGGCUCGCCGUCGGGUUCGUCAACUUUGACAUCGUGAAAGAAAACUUCCCGGGUUACAACCAGAACAUCUCCAAAGCAGAGGUCAUCAUCCGCUUUGCCUUCCAGGCCUCCAUCACUGUUCUGUCCAUAGCCUGCCCCUGCUCUUUGGGGCUCGCAACCCCGACAGCUGUGAUGGUGGGGACAGGGGUCGGAGCUCAGAAUGGGAUUCUGAUUAAAGGAGGCGAGCCGCUGGAGAUGGCACACAAGAUCCGUGUAGUGAUGUUUGAUAAAACCGGCACUAUCACUAACGGCGUCCCCCGGGUCACCCGUGUGUUGGUGUUGUGGGAAAUGGCCCGCAUGCCUCUGAGGAAGAUCCUGGCGGUGGUAGGCACAGCAGAGGCUAGCAGUGAACACCCGCUGGGGAUGGCGGUUGCCAAACACUGCAAAGAGGAGCUGGGAUCAGACGUGCUGGGAUACUGUCAGGACUUCCAGGCGGUGCCUGGCUGUGGGAUCAGCUGCCGGGUUUCCAACGUGGAACAUCUGCUGCAGACGCAGAGUGAGCAGAGAUUUCUGCUGCCCGGAGCCACAACGGAUGAAAGCAGCCUGCUCGCUCCUGCAGAGGACUCGCCUGCAGGUGAGCGGUUAUCGUACACCGUCCUUAUCGGGAACAGAGAGUGGAUGAGGAGGAACGGUCACCACAUUGAAGCUGAUGUUGAUGCUGCCAUGUCCAGCCAUGAGACUAAAGGACAGACUGCUAUACUGGUAGCUAUAGAGGGGGUCCUGUGUGCGAUGAUAGCCAUCGCAGACACAGUGAAGGCAGAGUCAGCGUUGGCGGUGCACACACUCUACAGCCAGGGCAUCGAGGUGGUCAUGAUAACAGGAGACAACAAACGCACAGCUAAAGCCAUCGCUGCACAGGUGGGGAUCAGGAAGGUGUGUGCGGAGGUGCUGCCCUCACAUAAAGUCGCCAAAGUCCAGGAGCUGCAGGAGAAAGGCCUGCGGGUGGCCAUGGUGGGAGACGGCGUCAACGACUCGCCGGCCCUCGCUCGGGCUGACGUCGGCAUCGCCAUCGGCACAGGGACGGACGUGGCCAUCGAGGCGGCUGACAUCGUCCUCAUCAGGAACAACCUGCUGGACGUGGUGGCGAGUAUCGAGCUGUCGAAGAAGACUGUGCGGAGGAUCAGGAUCAAUUUUGUCUUCGCUCUGAUCUACAAUCUUUUGGGAAUCCCCAUCGCUGCAGGUGUGUUCAUGCCCGUUGGUCUCGUGCUCCAGCCCUGGAUGGGCUCUGCUGCGAUGGCUGCAUCGUCUGUUUCAGUCGUUCUGUCCUCUUUGCUGCUCAGAUUGUAUAAGAAAACCUCGGUGGAGCUGUACGAGGUGCGUGCGCGAGGUCAAAUGAGGAGCCUCCGCUCGUCUCAGAUCAGCACACAUCUGGGUCAGGACUACCAGCGGCGCAGCCCCGCUCUGCCCGUCGCCUCUCGGAAGCAGCUGAGCCAGAAGAGCGCCACCCCACCCGUCCUCCCCGGCCCACUGUCCAGCCAGGGGCCGUCCAUUAACUGUGUGCAGGAGCUGCAGGACCGCUGCUCGCUGCUGGACUUUCAGACUGCAGAGGACCUGAAUGUGUAGAGAAUGGAAAAGGGAAGGACUGAAAAGGCACUUUUAGGAAUUCAGUGGCAUCUUUUGUGAAAUAUUUUUCUGUAUUUAUGUAAAAAGACAAGUUUAAGAGCUUUUAUUGUUCAACACAUAGUUUAUUUUAUAGUCAUGAAGGGCACAAACUCUAUCCAAAUCAUUAAUAUUAUGAACAAAAUGUUAAAAGUGAAGCUGCUCAUA